Colletotrichum lupini is the source of this 1875-nucleotide messenger RNA. RefSeq names its product NmrA-like family protein. The record is from RefSeq and is a predicted model, not a curated record. NCBI's taxonomy places the organism in Eukaryota, Fungi, Ascomycota, Sordariomycetes, Glomerellales, Glomerellaceae. The coding region runs from base 1 to 1875 and encodes 624 amino acids. The transcript is spliced from 5 exons.
AUGGCACGAGCAAUUCUGGUUUGCGGCGCGACUGGAAAGCAGGGCGGCGCAGUCAUCAACCACCUCGUCGAACAGAAUGCCGACUUUGAGAUCCUCGCCGUCACCCGCGACGCAACCUCCGGAUCCGCCCAGCGUCUCUUGAAAAAGUCGUCCAAAGUUCAUCUCGUCCAGGGUAACUUGGCCGACCCGACUGCCCUUUUCAAGACUGCGCAAGAUGUCGCCUCAUCUCCUAUCUGGGGAGUCUUCAGUGUCCAGGUCCCGAUGGGCUUCGGCCAAGGUGGAGGCGGCGAACUAGGCCAAGGCAAAGCCCUCGUCGACGCAUCCCUCAAAGCAGGCGUCAAAUUCUUCGUCUACACCUCCGUCGAGCGUCACGGCGCAGACAACGCGACGAAUGUGCCUCACUUCGCCCACAAGCACGAGAUCGAGCAGCACCUCUUCAACAAGUCCAAGGGCACCGACAUGGAGUGGGCCGUCCUCCGCCCCGUGGCUUUCAUGGACAACCUCACGGACAACCUCUUUGGGAGGGUUUUCACCACCUCGUGGCGCAUGGCGGUCAAGGAGAAGCCGCUGCAGCUUAUUGCUGUCAGCGACAUUGGCUACUUUGGCGCCGAGGCGUUUCUUCACCCUGAGAAGUACAAGGGCCGCGGGGUCUCGCUUGCGGGCGACGAUUUGACGAUUGAGCAGUUUGCUGUGGUGUUCAAGAGGAAUACGGGCAAUGAGCUGCCUGGGACGUAUAGGGUCUUGUGUUGGCUGAUCAUGACGAUGGUGAAGGACUUUGGGUACAUGUUCAAGUGGUUCCACGAUGUUGGGUAUGAUGUUGACAUUGCGGCGCUGAGAAAGGAGUAUCCUGGGCUGAAGGACUUUGAGACUUGGCUGAAGGCGGAGAGCGAACCAACCCGCCAGACACAAACCGAAAACACGUCUUGUAUCUUCAACAUGUCUAAACUUCUCACCAUCUUCGGAGCCACUGGCAAUCAGGGCGGUUCCGUCGUAAGAGCAGCCCUCGCCGACGCCGUUCUAUCAAAGGAGUACAGAAUUCGUGGCAUCACUCGGGACGUCUCUAAGCCCGCAGCUCAAGCUUUAGCCAGCAAGGGCGUCGAAGUCGUUUCUGCCGACAUGAACUCAAAGACCUCUCUCGCCGAGGCGAUCAAGGGCUCCCACACAGUCUUCUUUAUGACCACGCCCAACUUCACGGGUGGCGCCAGCGAAGAGCAGGCCCACGGCAAGAAUGUGGCCGACGUCGCGGCCGAGACCGGCGUCAAGCACCUCAUCUACUCGUCUCUGCUGCACGUCACCGAGACCACCAACGGCCGCCUCAAGCAUGUCGUCCACUUUGACGACAAGGCCGAGGUCGAGCGCUACAUCCGCGCCAAGGGCAUCCCCAGCUCCUUUGUCCUGCCGGGGUACUUUAUGAGCAACUUCUCUGCACUGCAAAUGAUUCGCAAGGGCGAGGAUGGGGUCUACAACCUGGCGUAUCCUGUCAGCGACAAGGCCAAGUUCCCUCUCAUCGACACCGAGUCCGAUAUUGGCAAGUACGUCGUCGCGGCAAUCCGCAAUGAGAGCACCCUCCUCGGCAAGCAGAUCUUGGCAGCUGAGGACUACUACACGCCCACGCGGACCGUCGCCGAGUUUGAGCAAGUCACUGGCAAGACAGCCCGUUUCGUGCCCGUCGACGCUGCGACGUACAAGUCCUUCUUCGCUGGUCCGAUGGCUGCCAUGGCUGACGAGAUGCUCGAGAACCACCUCUUUAUUGACGAGCCCGGGUACUAUGCCGGUAAGGACCUGAAGGAGAGUCAGGAGCUUUUGGCUGGCGUUGGGCUGAAGGCGACUACUUGGAAGGAGUUCUUGGAGGCGAACAAGGCCGCUUUCCCGUAA